AUGGGCGGCGAAAGCAACCACAACCGUGCGGUUGUAUACACAGAGCCCGGCACCACCCAAACGGAGGUCGUAGAACUACCGAUCCCGGAGCCUGGCCCCGGAGAGGUUUUGGUUCGGCUACAAUACUCUGGUGUCUGUCAUACCGAUUACGGCUUCUGCAUGAAUGCAUUCUCAUCGGUCCCAUUUCCUACACCAAAAGGUCAAGUUGGUGGCCAUGAGGGAGUCGGCGAAGUCGUCGCCGUAGGCACAGGCGUCACAUCGCCUGCGAUCGGCGACAGGGUAGGAAUCAAAUACGCGGCAGAUGCAUGUCUCAACUGCGAUCGAUGUCUUCAAGGCGGCGAAUCGUCAUGUGCACAGGUUAAACUCUCCGGCUACUUCACCCCCGGCACAUUCCAACAAUACUGCAUAUCGACGGCACGAUACGUCACUCCCGUCCCCGCAGGCCUCGAUUCAGCAGAAGCCGCCCCUCUCAUGUGCGGCGGCAUCAGCGUCUACACAGCCCUCAAGCGCGCCGACGCCCGCCACGGCGACUGGGUUGUCAUCGUGGGAGCCGGCGGGGGCCUCGGUCAUCUCGCAAUCCAAUAUGCCCGCGUGAUUGGGUGCCGUGUCUUGGCUAUGGAUAUCGGCAGCAAGGAGAAAUUCUGCCGCGACCUCGGGGCGACGGAAUUCGUCGACUUCACGGCCUAUCCCAGCGACGAAGACCUCACGGCGGCAAUCAAGAAGAUUACGGGCGGAGGCGCGAGAAUUGUGCUCAUGUGCUCGUCUAACAAGAAGGCCUAUGUGCAAUCACCAAAGUGGCUCGGAUUCAGGGGCAAGCUUGUAUGCUUGGGUGUUCCUGAGAACAGCAGCCCGGCGAUUGCGGACGUAGAACCCAUGCUCGUGGACGAGUUGACUAUUUUUGACUCGAAGCCAAGGAAUGUCUGGAGAUCGCAGCACAAGGCAACAUUAAAACUCACUUUCAACUUCGGCGGAUGA
Colletotrichum fioriniae is the source of this 975-nucleotide messenger RNA. The record is from RefSeq and is a predicted model, not a curated record. NCBI's taxonomy places the organism in Eukaryota, Fungi, Ascomycota, Sordariomycetes, Glomerellales, Glomerellaceae.